AUGUCGUGGCUCAACAAUCUCAACGUCGCCAAGCUCGCCGAGCAGGCUCAGGCAGCGGCGUCCAAGCUCGGGGACGAGCUCGACAAAGGGUUCGACAUGCUCGACGAGGGACUGGAGAAAGGGAUGAACGCGGCGAAGGAGGCCAUGAGGGACGACGAAGACGACGGAGAUCGAGCCGGCGCGAUGGGAGGUGCCGCCGCGCUGGGAGCGGUGGGUGGCGCGUCCGCCGUGGCGAUGUCGCGACGGAACGACGAGGCUGACGAGAUCGAGGUGACGCUGCGACGCAACCUCGCGGUCGCCCACUCGGAGAUCACGCGGCUCGACGAGGAGCUGCGGGCCGCCCGCGCCGACGCCGACGCCGCGCGGGAGGACGCGUCGAGGUUCGCCAAACAGGCCGCGGCGGCGACGAUGAAGGCCGCGGGGACCACGCCCACGAAAGAACCCAAACCCUCAACUGACGACGACGCCGAGAGCCAAGAGGAACUGGCCAAGGCCAGGUCCGAGGCGAACGCGUACAAGGAGAAGUUCGCAAAGGCGGUUAAGAAGGGAAAGGGCAUCGCGCUGGAGCUCGACGGCGCCAACAAGGAGCUGGACGCGGUGAAGCGUCGACUGGACGAUGCGCUUCGAGAGGCGGAGACGUCGCGACGUAAGAUGGAGGAUGCGUACGCGGAGGUUGCGAACAAGGAUGCCGAGCUCGAGUCCAAGGAGCACGACGACCCGAGCGACGUCGCUAAGCUCAAGGCGGCGAAGGAAGAGAUCGCGUCGCUCGAGCAGCACGUCGAGAAACUGGAGGUGAGCGUCGCGGAGGUGAACAGGGAGGCUGCGAAGGAGCUCGGCGCGGCGCGGAAGGAGGCGACCGAGCUCAAGGAGAAGUUGGCCGCGGCAGAACGGGAGCUAGCCGAGGUACGAACAAACUCGGAGAAGUCGCGGGCACAGCUGUCGGCGGACACCGACGAUUCCAAACCCGACGCCGCCGCAACGCUGGCGUCGAUCGAGGCCAAGCACCAGGCGGAGGUGGAGGCUGCGCGGGUGGAGGCUGAAGGGCUCAAGGCUGAGGUUGAAUCCGUCAAGGCCAAACUGGAGGCUGAGGUUGAAUCCCUCAAAGCCAAACUGGAGGAUGCGCAGUCGAAGGACGCGAAGGUUGACUCGGAGCCAUCCGAUAACGCGGGCCAUCCGAGCGAAGAACUGGACGCCCUGCGCGCCCAACGGGAGGCGUCCGAAUCCACCGUGUCCGAGCUCAGGGCUGAGCUGAAGUCGGUCACCGAACGGCUCGAGGAGGCGGACAAGGCGCGUAGUUUGAUGAAGCUCGAGGGCGAGGGUUCCGAGAAGGUCGUGGAGGCGUUGCGGGCCGAGGUUGACAGACACAGGCGCGCCGCCGAGGAGGCCAUCGCCGCCGCGACCGAGACGCAGAACGAACUCGAGAAAGCCGACGCCGACCGGGUCAAGGCGGUGAAAUCGCUCGAAUCCAAGGUUGGAGACCUCGGCGCCGAGCUGGAGGCUGUCAAGGCGGCCAAGACCGCCGCCGAGAGCGCAAUCGCCGAGGAGGAAGCUGCGCGACGAGGCGCGGAGGACCGGGCGGACGAUCUCGAAAGGCGCGUCGCCGAACUCGAGCGGAACGAGGCGACCGAGCGCGAGGGCAGGUCGGGGGCGUCGAGGCGCGUCGCCGAGCUGGAGGACUCGGCGGCGCGGAUGAAAAAGGAGAUGAAAGAGAAAGACGCCAAACUGGCAAACGAGACUGAACGCGCGGCGGAUGCCCAGGCUGCCGCGGGAAGAGCCGCGGCCGCCAUGGCGGACGUCGCCAAAAAGCUCACCGAGGCUAACGCCGGCAAGAAGGCGGCGGAAGAUCAGCUGAACGAGCUCAGGCAAAGGGUUGAGAACCUCGACCAAACCGUGGAGGACGCCGCCAAGGCUACGGAUGCGAGGGACGCCGCGGUGUUGCAAGCCGCCGCCGCGGAACAGCGCGCGCGGGCCGCGGAUCAACGCGCGGAGGAGGCCGUCGCCGCCGCAGCCGAGACGGCGAAGGAGGGCGAGGAGCGCAAGCGCCGAUUCGCCAAACUCCAGGAACAGUUCAAGGAGCGGGAAGAGGCGCUGUUGGCACGAGCCGAGGAGGCAGAGCGCGCCGUACAAACGCAAAACGAUACGCCGUCGGCGGAGAUGGAGCAGAUGGUGGGCGAAGCGAUCGAAGAGGCCGAGGCGGCGACGAGGGAGGCGCGGGAGGAGUCGGGAAAGCUCCGCGCGCAGGCGGAUCGGCUCGCGGCGGAGCUGGACGCGGUGACGAGGCGGACUGAGGAGCUGGAAACGGACCUCGCCGACGCGAGGAGCAAGGCGUCGGCGCUGGAGGAGAUGGCCAAGGUUCGAACGGAGACGUCGAACGUCAUUCAUCGUGGGGGAUCAGGACCGGGCGGUAUAAGGGACGGUGGCCAAACGGGCGUGGACGUCGCCGCCAUCGAGGCUGCCGCGGUCAAGAGGGGCGCCGAGGCUGCGUCGGACGAGGUCAGGCGCGCUCGAGCCGACGCCAAAGCCGCGAGGGACGAGGUCGAAUCCCUCAAGGCUCGCCUCGAAACAACGGGCGUAAGGUCUAACCCUAACCCUAACCCUAACCCUAAAGACGUCCACGCCGCGGACGAGAACGACCUGGCCGCGCGGGAGCGGCUCGCGCGCGUCCUCGCGCGGCUCAGGGGCUCGUCGUCGACGCCGGGACAAGAACCGGGCUCAAACGAUUCGUCGCUGUGGAGUUGGGCUUUCGGUUCUUCAGAGGAGAACGCCGCCGCGGAGGCGCGGGCGUCGAGCGCGGGAGUUGGCUUCGAGGGCACGAACGACACGAGCUCCCUCCCUCCCCCGCUGGAAACGCUCAUCGCCGACUUCGAAUCCGCCGAAUCCGGCGCGUGGGCGCACGAGACGCUGGAACAGGCGAGGAGAGUCGCCGCCGACGCUACGGCGAGGGCGGCCAAGGCGGAGGCUGCUCUCGGCGCCAGGGACGAAUCCAACGCCGCCGCCGCCGUGACCGCCGCGGCGUCGCAGACGGCGCAGGCCAAGCGCGCCGCCGCCGCCGAGGAGCUCGUGCAGGAGGUGGCCGCCAAGCUCGAAAAGGCGGAGAAGAGGUGCAGGGAUCUCGAGUGGCAGGUGUCCAUGCUGGUGGACAAAAACGAGCUCGGGUUGGGCGGCGGGAAAGGUCAGGCUUCGACGAACGGCGUCGGUCCGGGUCCCGCGCCGGGCGGUGACGCGCCGAGGGGACCCGGUCAGUGGCUGCAGAAGGCCAUCAAGGGCUGCGUCGCGCCCAGGCCGGGACGAGGCGGCGGAUGA
Molecule: messenger RNA, 3303 nt
Organism: Micromonas commoda
Lineage: Eukaryota; Viridiplantae; Chlorophyta; Mamiellophyceae; Mamiellales; Mamiellaceae
Exons: 1
Coding region: 1-3303 (1100 amino acids)
Source: RefSeq, a predicted model, not a curated record